AUGCCGUUCCCUUUCGGCAAAUCACACAAGUCUCCGGUCGACAUCGUGAAGAACCUGAAGGACAGUAUGACGAUCCUGGAGAAGCACGACAUCUCUGACAAGAAGGCCGAGAAGGCGACGGAGGACGUGUCCAAAAGCCUGGUGGCCAUGAAGGACAUUCUUUACGGCACCACAGAGAAGGAGCCUCAGACUGAAGCUGUCGCACAACUGUCUCAGGAGCUCUACAACAGCGGCCUCCUCGGCACGCUCAUCGCAGACCUACAACUCAUCGACUUCGAGGGGAAGAAAGAUGUGGCUCAGAUUUUCAACAACAUCCUGCGGCGCCAGAUCGGAACUCGCACUCCCACCGUGGAGUAUCUCUGCACCCAACAGAACAUCCUCUUCAUGCUGCUCAAAGGGUACGAAUCCCCGGAGAUCGCCCUGAACUGUGGCAUCAUGCUGCGGGAGUGCAUCCGACACGAACCUUUGGCCAAAAUCACUCUGGAGUCAGACCAGUUCUACGACUUCUUCAGAUACGUGGAGAUGUCUACGUUUGACAUCGCCUCGGACGCCUUUGCCACCUUCAAAGAUCUUCUCACGAGACACAAAAUGCUGAGUGCGAAGUUCCUAGAAAAGAAUUAUGAGAAAUUUUUCAGAGAGUACGAGAAGCUACUUCUGUCUGAAAACUACGUGACCAAGAGACAGUCCCUGAAGUUACUGGGAGAGCUGCUCCUGGACCGACAUAACUUCAGCAUCAUGACGAUCUACAUCAGUAAAUCUGAAAACCUCAAACUCAUGAUGAACCUGCUGCGAGUCAAGAGCCGCAACAUCCAGUUCGAGGCUUUCCACGUGUUUAAGGUGUUCGUGGCCAACCCCAACAAGACGCAGCCGAUCCUGGACAUCCUGCUCAAGAACCAGACCAAGCUCAUUGAGUUCCUGUCCAAAUUCCAGAACGACCGAACGGAAGACGAGCAGUUCAACGAUGAAAAGACUUAUCUCAUCAAACAGAUCCGGGAACUGAAGCGGGCCCCUCCCCAAGAAACUUAA
Knipowitschia caucasica is the source of this 1026-nucleotide messenger RNA. NCBI's taxonomy places the organism in Eukaryota, Metazoa, Chordata, Actinopteri, Gobiiformes, Gobiidae. The record is from the annotation of a GenBank genome assembly.